UUAUACUCUAUGAUCUAUUUGUUAUCCUAUAUAUUAUGGAGUAUGCUAGAAUCACUAAAUGCAAGAUGUUAUACAUCUGAUUGAUUAAGUUUGAGUAGUCUGAUUGUGUAAAUAUUUUUUAAAAUGAUUCCAACCUCCUUCCCCUAUAUAUAGACACAUAUAUCAUUUUGCCAAUUAAACUAUAUAAACUAAAACUAUUUUUAUUAAUUCUAUUCAUAAAAUGUGUGAGAAAAAAUCAUCACCAAUUGUGAAUAAUAAUGAAGAAAUAGAGAAACUGCCCAAAACUGAUCAUUUUUGGAAUAACUCUCAACUUUAUCAGUGGGAAGGGUUUUGGUCCACUCUUAUCAUUUUAAAGGCAGCCAUGGUCUUCAAGGCAACCUUCAAAUCAGAACCUAAUGAUGUUCUCUUGGCAUCUUCCAUGAAAACAGGUACAACAUGGCUCAAGGCCAUAUGUGUAUCCAUCAUGCAAGCUGGUAAUAAAGAGGAAGAAGAAGAAGACCUUUUAGUUAAGGAUAAUCCUCAUUUCUAUGUUCCAACAAUAGAGGCCAUGGAUUAUUAUUCAAAACCUCUAACUCAUGAUCUAUACACAAUGCCCUCUCCAAGAUUAUUUCACACUCAUUUACCUUAUAGAGUUUUGCCAGAUUCAAUCAAAAAUUCGAAUAAUUGCAAGAUUAUAUACAUAACAAGAAAUCCUAAAGAUACCUUAAUUUCUAUGUGGCAUUUCAUGAAUAGUCGUAACCGUUUAGAAGAUCUCUCUCCUUUAGAAGAAGUUGUGGAGCACUUUUGCAAAGGGGUUCAUCAGUAUGGGCCUUUUUUCGAACAUGUUCUUGAAUAUUGGGAAGAAAGUAAAAAAGAGCCUCAAAAAAUAUUAUUCUUGAAGUAUGAAGACUUGAAGAUAGACACUAAGAAAGAGGUGGCAAAAAUAGCCUUGUUUCUUGGAAAACCUUUUGGUAAUGAAGAGGAUUUGGAGAUAGUUUUGAACAAGUGUAGCUUGGAGAGGCUUAAGAACUUGGAGGUUAAUAAGAGUGGAUCAAUCUUAUCUAAUAUCCACAAUAGUGCAUAUUUCAGAAAAGGGAUUGUUGGGGAUUGGAAGAAUUACAUGAAACCUGAAAUGGAAGAGCAACUUGACAAGAUAACCAAGUUGAAGCUUCAAGGGAGUGGCCUUGAACUUUGAUACUUAUACCCAAGAAGUAUUGGAAACACUUGAUCUACUUGAAGUGAAGUGAAUUAUUAGUUUCAUUCUUGAAUUAUUGACGGUCUUAAAAAUGUCCAUCUAUUUUGUUAACUCAACUUAAAUACACCUUGAUCUGCCACAUAGCAUAGCAACUGGUCUCAAAUUCUUAUACGAGCGUGAGACUCUUAGUAAAUAUCCAAGAGAAGUGUUGAAAACACCCCUAAAUUCUUGAUGUUUUUCACCCACGUGGCAAGAUGAGAUGUGCAUUUGAGUUUUAGUUACUCAAUUAGAGGCAGGUGUUUUCAAAGCUGUCAAUAAUUCGGGAAUGAAAGUAAUAAUUCACGUAAUUUAAGUGUGGUUUUAAUACUUCUUUCUUCUUAUAAUUUCUACUUUAACAAGCUUUCUAUUACUUCAUCCGAAUGAAUAAUAAGUCAAGGUUGUUGAAAAUAAUAAACUUAAAUGUUUUUAACCAUCUUCAUAAGUCUUUAGUUAUUUUAAGAUAUGAGUUUAAAAAUAUCUCUUACUAGUUGACACCUAUAAAAAUUUACCCUUUGUAA
Messenger RNA from Solanum pennellii, 1731 nucleotides. RefSeq names its product cytosolic sulfotransferase 5-like. The coding region runs from base 221 to 1174 and encodes 317 amino acids. Gene Ontology annotation, cellular component: cytoplasm. NCBI's taxonomy places the organism in Eukaryota, Viridiplantae, Streptophyta, Magnoliopsida, Solanales, Solanaceae. Gene Ontology annotation, biological process: sulfation. The record is from RefSeq and is a predicted model, not a curated record. The transcript is spliced from 2 exons. Gene Ontology annotation, molecular function: sulfotransferase activity.